Messenger RNA from Closterium sp. Yama58-4, 525 nucleotides. NCBI's taxonomy places the organism in Eukaryota, Viridiplantae, Streptophyta, Zygnematophyceae, Desmidiales, Closteriaceae. The record is from the annotation of a GenBank genome assembly.
AUGCGCAGAAAGAUAGCGAGAACCGUCGCCCCUGUCCCUCGUUGCUCAUGUCCCUCCCGUCGCUCCGAUCCCUCCCGUCGCUCCGAUCCCUUUCCCAUCCCGUCGCUCACCGCUUCCCCUUUCCGUCGCCCACGCUUUUCCAUCCCGUCGCUCACCGCCUUCUCUUUCCGUCGUUCACGCUUUUCCUACUGUUCCCCCUCGCUUUCCAUUCCCGUCGUUCCCGCUCCUCCCGUCGCUCCCGCUCCCGCUCCUCCCGUCGCUCCCGCUCCCUCUCCUCCCUUCGCUCCCGCUCCCUCGCCUCCCUUCGCUCCCGCUCCCUCUCCUCCCUUCGCUCCCGCUCCCCCUCCUCCCUUCGCUCCCUCUCCUCCCUUCGCUCCCGCUCCCUCUCCUCCCUUCGCUCCCGCUCCUCCCGUCGAUCCCGUCGCUUUCGUCCCUCACGUCGUUCACGUUGCUCCCGUCGCCCUUCCCUACGUGCAGCGUCCCUGCUUCCCUACGCCAUUUCCCGCCCCCUUACCCUACGUGUAG